Molecule: messenger RNA, 1767 nt
Organism: Mytilus trossulus (common blue mussel)
Lineage: Eukaryota; Metazoa; Mollusca; Bivalvia; Mytilida; Mytilidae
Product: acidic fibroblast growth factor intracellular-binding protein-like
Exons: 11
Coding region: 148-1236 (362 amino acids)
Cellular component (GO): nucleus
Source: RefSeq, a predicted model, not a curated record
CUGAUACUGAAUUGGAUUAUCUCCCGUGAUACAACUAAUUACCAAACUUAUAAAAGAAGACCGAUAGUUCCCGUGGAACCAAACUGUUCUUUGCAAUGUGAUGUAGUUAUUGAAGACAAAUUUGUAGGAUUUAUUUCAAGUUUUGUUAUGGCAACAUUAGAUGUGUUUGUUGGAAACUUCACCAUAAUUGACUUUGAGCUGUAUGAUCUAUGGCUAAAUGGAUUAUCAGAUGUAGAUGCUGCUCAUGUCUUACAGAAAGGAGAGUUACAGCAUUGUCCUUGGGUCACAAUUGAGGACAUUGUGAGUGAGGUUCAUGACCACUACAGGCUCUUUAAUCAUCUAGAGAAAAUAUUGAAAAAUCCAACACACCUUGCAGACCAACAAAUUCAUCAAAUUGAUGCAGAAGCACAAACACUUCUUAUAGAAAAGUAUUACCAGUUUGAUGAAGUUGUCAUCAGAGAAAUUAUUGGAAAGAAACUAUCUGGAAGAAAUAGGAAAGAUUUAGAUGAUGUCAGUGAAAAAACAAGAAGGAGUAUAAAAAAAUGUAGAAGACAGUUUGAUAAUUUGAAAAGAGUUUUUAAGACUGUAGAAGAAAUGCUGGGAUCCUUGGUAGACAAUAUAAAGACACAUUACCAGAUAUCUGCUGAUUUAGCAAGAAAGUAUGCUGCUUUAGUAUUUAUUGCCAACAACAGAUUUGAAACUGGAAAGAAGAAACUAAGCCAAUACUCUUUACUUACAUUUAUAAAAUGUGCAAAUCAGAUGAUAACAAACUGGUCAUAUAGUGCUGAUGAAUGUAAAAGCCAUCGAGAUAUGGAUGUAGAUUUAGAUCGUAAAUUUCUACAGGAUCUUAGAGAUUUAAAGCCUUUACUUGAAAAAGAAAGCAUAGAAGAACACAGAAGUUUUGUUCUGCAAGCACUGAGGUCUAGUAUUUCAAGGAGGGCGUUGCAAGAUCUGGAAGAUAACUUUAAGAAUAUAUCAAAGUCCAUAAUAAACAUCGCAAUGGGAUUGAAUCACAGCAGAGAAGUUAGGGACAUCUUUAUUGACAUAUAUGAAAAGAUUGUGGAACCUUGUCAACAAGCCAGAUGGAGUAGAGAAGAUCUGCAAAGUUUUGUUACUGCUUACCAAGCUACAGCUAAAGAUAUGGAAUACAUGAAAUAUCAACCAUUAUUACAAGUUGUAUGGGACAGAUACAUGAAUACUAUGAGCAGUUGUAUACUAGAGCUGUUUCCAUCGUGACAUUGCUGAUGACUAUGUUGUAUACUAGAGCUGUUUCCAUCGUGACAUUGCUGAUGACUAUGUUGUGAAUAUCUAGUCAAACAAACAAGAUCAUAAUAAGUUGAUGAACCAUCAAGAAGGUUGUAAUUAUAUAACUACUGAACAGUUUUAGAUGUAGUUUUGUGUGAUAUUAUUAAUUAGACCAAAGAUCAGCCCUAUUACAUUCCAAGUAUUCAUAAACAACAUGGCGCAGAAGAUCAAGAUAGAUAGAUAGAUAUCAGAUAUUUGAUUCACAUUAUGCCAUUCUAUUACAAUCAGUUUACAUUGUAUCUAUAAAACUAUAAUUUUUUUUGUGAGAAAUGUAUAUAAAUUGUUUACAGUCACGACUUGCAUUAAGUUAGUCAUUGUAUAAGCUUUAAUGACUGACAUAAACUUAUUCAUAUUAUAAGCUUUAAUGACUGGGAUAAACCAUAACUACUCAUAAGGUUAGUAAUUUUAUAAGCUGUAAUCUUUACCUGCAACUGUAGAUAAUAAUAAUUAAACUUGUUUUCU